Molecule: messenger RNA, 1096 nt
Organism: Alnus glutinosa
Lineage: Eukaryota; Viridiplantae; Streptophyta; Magnoliopsida; Fagales; Betulaceae
Product: germin-like protein subfamily 3 member 2
Exons: 1
Coding region: 369-1028 (219 amino acids)
Cellular component (GO): cell wall
Molecular function (GO): manganese ion binding
Source: RefSeq, a predicted model, not a curated record
AUAAACCCUAAUCAUCUAUAAUUUUGUAUUGAUUCGUAUCGAAUUUACAGGUCAUUAAAAAUUGUAUAUCAUUAUCUCACAUGUGGGGUGCUUGAAGCAUGGUUGAGCAAAAAAUUAAGCCAUGAACAAAGCUCAAACCCACUGGAAACUGCCAAAAGGCAAAAGCAAACUAGUGUUGGUAGAUGCUAUCUUUUAGGCUAACCAAUCCUCUCUCUCUCUCUCUCCAAGCAAAGUAGGCCAUGAAGAAACCACUUCCUAUAAUAAUUACAGCCAGCAAUAUCCAAUAAUUAUAGCCUCAAGUUUUUCCUGGUUUAUGCAGCAAUUUCUUCAGCUAUUCUUGAUCCGGCCAUAACAAAUCGUAAAAAUAUAUGUCGCAGGAACUGAAAAUACUGUUAGUCGUUGUUACUACUACUCUGUUCCACAGCCAUGUGGCCUUUGCUUCUGACCCAGAUCCAGUCCUAGACUUCUGCGUAGCCUUCAAAGACUCUGCAACUGCAACCACAACCACAAAUCCAUCAUGCAAGAACUCAUCAGCUGUCACUGUGGAAGAUUUCACAUUCUCGGGCAUAAAAUUUCCUGGAAACUACAGCCAAACAGGCUUUUCAGCCAUGCCAGUGAACUCAAACGUGUUUCCAGGCUUAAACACGCUUGGCAUGUCAUUUGUGCGAGCAGACUUCGGCGUCGGCGGCAUCAACGUGCCGCAUUUCCAUCCGAGAGCAACUGAGACUGCGUUUGUGUUGGAGGGAAGGAUUUAUUCGGGAUUUGUGGACACGAACAACAGGGUUUAUGCAAAAGUGGUCGAGAAAGGAGAGAUUAUGGUGUUCCCCAGAGGUCUACUUCACUUCCAAAUGAACGUCGGAGACACACCGGCGAGUAUUUUGGGGAGUUUCAACAGCCAAAACCCGGGCUUGCAGAAAAUCCCGAGUGCAAUUUUUGGAUCUGGAAUCGAAGAAAAGCUUUUGGAGAAGGCUUUUGGAUUGAAUGCCAAGGAGAUCGCCAAGUUGAGGAACAGGUUUCUUUCCCACUGAUUCACCUACCUACUACACUUGUAUCCAACAAAUUCAAAAUUAUUAUUAUUUAAGUUAAUUUCAUCGCU